Molecule: messenger RNA, 4968 nt
Organism: Cyprinodon variegatus (sheepshead minnow)
Lineage: Eukaryota; Metazoa; Chordata; Actinopteri; Cyprinodontiformes; Cyprinodontidae
Product: TNF receptor-associated factor 2-like
Exons: 11
Coding region: 248-2041 (597 amino acids)
Biological process (GO): protein K63-linked ubiquitination; positive regulation of canonical NF-kappaB signal transduction; regulation of apoptotic process
Cellular component (GO): plasma membrane signaling receptor complex; cytosol; cytoplasmic side of plasma membrane
Molecular function (GO): ubiquitin protein ligase binding; tumor necrosis factor receptor binding; ubiquitin-protein transferase activity
Source: RefSeq, a predicted model, not a curated record
GCAUGACGUAACGCCCAGUCUGAAAGUGCAAUGGCGAUAUUGGACAAUAACAGCCAUCGCGUUUGGGGACCACAUCUGUAUUAUGUGGCUAACAUUGAAAAAAACACCUCGAGCCGGAUGCGACACCACAUAUAAUAUCGGCACAGCCCACGAGCGUGAGUCUGCAAGCGGGGAAGGGGAUUUCACUGCCUCGGCGCGGGAUGACAGUUUAGACUAAAUCCGCUGGUGUGACGUGUAAACAGACACCAUGGCCACACAGGAACCGUCCCCUCCGUCGUCCAUGGAGAGCAAUAAACCCGGCUACCCCAAGAAAAUCCUGGGCAACAAGCUGGAGGACAAGCACCUGUGCAACUGCUGCCACAAUAUCCUGAGACGGCCCUUUCAAGCCCAGUGUGGACAUCGCUUCUGCUCCUACUGCUUCAACAGGACUGUGAGUAAUGGACCCCAGAAAUGCAACGCCUGCAUUAAAGAAGAUAUUUUCGAGGAGCCUACAUCGGUUUUGAAACAAGGAUGUGCAUUUCCUGACAACGCUGUCCGAAGGGAAGUUGAAAGCCUGUCCGCUGUUUGUAUCAAUGAAGACUGUACUUGGAAAGGCACUAUUAAAGAGUACGAGAUGAAUCACGAGGGGAAGUGUGAGUUUAUGAUCAUCCCCUGCCCCUCCUGCAAAGAACGGAUCCGCUUCAACGAGCAGGAGCGCCACAACGAGCGGGAGUGCCCGGAGAGGACGCUCAAUUGCAAGUACUGCAAGGAGCCGUUUCACUUCAAAAACAUCAAGGCGCAUGAUGAGAUCUGCCCCAAGUAUCCGAUGAUCUGUGAAGGCUGUGCCAAGAAAAAAAUACCAAGGGAGAAGUAUGUGGACCAUAUCAAACUCUGCAGUAAAUUCCGAACUCCAUGUCGAUUUCAUGUCGUUGGAUGUGACAUGUCUGUUGAGAAAGAGAAGAUUCAUGAUCAUGAACGCGCUUACGCCUAUGAGCACCUUAACCUGCUCCUGCACUACAUUAUGGGGAUGAAAGUGAGCAUGGAGGGCCUGCAGCCCCAGGGACUGGAAAUAGCCGGACACAAACUGUUAGAACUCCAACAAUCCCUCAGGGAACUCGAGGCCAGAGUCUCCCAGCUCAGCACCACCUCCUCUGGGCCUCCCGUGCAGGGAGCUGCCGCCUCCUCUUCCUCCUCCUCCGGCACCGGCCCCUCUGGCCCACCUGCAUCAGCUCCUCUCCCUCCACCUCCAACUCUUCCUCCAACUCUCUCUGUGUCUACCUCGUUCACACCCCUGCCCAGCUCAGUGGGCGCAGCACUGGAGCUUCAGCUCCACAGCGAGAAGACCAAGGUGGCCGAGCUUGGCCGCAGAUGCACCGAACUCGAGGUCAAAGCGGGGACGUUCGAAAAUGUGGUGUGUGUUCUUAACCGAGAGGUGGAGAGGUUUGCCACAACCAUGGAGGCCAGCAACCGGCAGCAUAAACUGGACCAAGACAAGAUUGAGGCUCUUAGUAAUAAGGUGCGACAGCUGGAGAGGACCGUGGGGCUGAAAGACCUCACGGUGGUGGAGAUGGAGGGCCGGCUGAGGGAAAUGUCUGCCACUACUUUUGAUGGCGUCUUCAUCUGGAGGAUCUCAGACUUUGCCAAAAAACGACAAGAUGCCAUCGCUGGUCGGGCUCCUGCCAUGUUCUCACCAGCUUUUUAUACUAGCAAGUAUGGCUAUAAGAUGUGCCUGCGGAUCUAUCUGAAUGGAGAUGGGACGGGGCGUGGCAGCCACCUUUCUCUCUUCUUUGUGGUGAUGAGAGGACUGAGUGACGCGCUGCUCAAAUGGCCCUUCAACCAGAAGGUAACGCUGAUGCUACUGGACCAGAGCAACAGGGAGCACAUCAUCGACGCCUUCCGACCCGAUGUCACCUCCUCUUCCUUUCAAAGACCCGUGAGCGAGAUGAACAUUGCCAGCGGCUGCCCCCUCUUCUGCCCGCUGUCCAAGCUAGAUGGAAAGAACUCAUACAUCCGUGACGACACCAUCUUCAUCAAAGCCAUCGUGGACCUCACCGGCCUCUAGACGUCGUUAUGUUACGGUUUGGCGACCAGGCUGCUCCCUGACCAUUCAAGGCUCCUUUUCUGGUCAGUCAUGGUCCCGUCAGGGCUCCAUUGGGGGGCAUUGUACUGUCCCUUUGCCCCUCGCAGGAGAAGGACGUGCUCGCGGCCGUAUGCUGCACGUGGCUGCCGAGUCCAGACGGUGCUGGCAUUGUCAUACCUGGUGGUAUCUGUGUGAGAGCCACCCUCAUUGAUGUACAUUAUGGGUGCAAUCUUUUUCUUUUUAACAUCUACCCCAACGGGGCGAACAUCCUCUUUUUUGAGCAGCAGCGGGGCGUGAUUUUCGUGGUGUUAGCAGAGAGACGUUUCUUGCAACAGGUUGAAGAGAAUUCUUAUUUUUAAUCUUCUAAAAUUGUGAGCUUUCAGCUUGUGGAGAUUGUCUUAGAACAGGAUUGUAGAUUAUUAAUAGCUUGUGUGGUUAUUCUGAGAGAGCUGGCUUGCUAUAGAGGUAGAGCUUCGUGCAGUUUUUCCUUAUCGAAGGUCAAUAUGGAUAUCGUGAGCUUGCUUAUGUUGAGUGAAUUUGCAUAGACAAACGUGGAGUUACGUUACAAAUAAGAUAACCAGCUUCUUUUUUGGGUUUCUUCGCAAACUUGCAUGCCGCUGGAGAUUUUUUUUGUUUCUUUUAACCCGACAACUCCUGCGCUCAAAUUAGCUUCACGAAAAGUUAGUUAUUAAAAUGGGUGAUUUAGCUAUCCGUGAUGGUGGACAUUGCCUGCAUGUCUUUGGAACCAGGCUAUUUACAUGUAGAGUUGCGUGUUUGUUGCUGUUUAGGGUUCGGUGGUUCUGAUCGGUGGUUUGGUACAUCUGUGGAAGAUACAGCGGAGUUACCAAGGAGUCAGGGCAGCUUGCCAGUCAAGCCUGAGGCAUAACACUUGCAUGGAGUUCUCCUGCAGGAUUUGCUCACUCGCUCACAACUCAACACAUAGUACUGUGCCCCACCACAGACGUAGGUGAACACAGAUUCACAGGAGUUAAGGAGAUGUUUGUCUGUACUCAUAGUUUCCAGUGCAUACCGUACUUGUUUCUGCUGCUCUGAGACAGAAUACUGAUGCAAAACUAUUAGGUCAGUUUAAAUAAACCUCUCAGAGAUUGUAAAGCAUUGUUGUAGGUCUCAGACCGUUUCUGACAAUAUUUAUUGCUGAUUGAUGUUUAAUGAAAACAGAACAGUGCUUUCCCCUUUUUUGCAGUGACACACAUUUAACACACCUGCUUAUGCUGUCAUACUUCAAUUCGUGCACUAGAUGUCGCUGUUGGUGUGUGUUUCUCAUGCUGGGGUGUCGAGGUUGCUGUUGGCCUGUUUGGAAACCAGUUUUGAGCUGUAUUGAAACCUCUCUGUGCAUGGGAGGCUUCAAUUCAUUUUUGCUACGGAGUUUCGAGCCGGUUUACUCCGUGAGCCGCGCGCGGAAAGCCUUUAUUUGUAUUUGUUCGGAUGAGAAUACGUGAAAAUAGAAUAGUUAUUAUGUUAUAUCCGGCACUGCUCCACACCGGCAGGUGCCUAUAUAUUUAUAGCAAUGUAUAAAUAUGUAUCUUUCAUAUCAUAAUGUUGAAAUAAUCUAUAUAUUGAUGUUAAUAUACACAAGAUGUUAUAUUAAACAUAGUAUUACUGAAUACAUUAUUAAUUCUAUAAUUAUAGAGCAACUUUUUGUUGGAUGGUUUGAACAGGCCAGGACAACCUUUUUUUGUGCAGUGAGGACUUGUAGAGUGCAAUAUAUGAUCACAUAUAACCAUCUUAGCUUAAAGGAUUUAAACAGGUCACACUAUUUGUUGCCAUUUGUUUACAUUACUCAUUAUGGCGCUGAUGAGUCGGACCAGUUUUGAACUUUCUACAGAAAUUGGGUUCUUUUUGGACCGUAAAACAGACAAUUUCAUCAAUACAAGACACUUUAGCCGCUUGUUGUUUGCCAAGCUAGCACCUAGCUAGCAAGGAGAACCAUUUAACUGAAAUUGUUACUUUAUACACCGUUUUUGUUUGGAACUUUAAAAACUUUUUUAAUAACGUCUUUAAGGAUGUAAAAAGUCACUUUCUUAAACCUUGAGUGUGCUUGUACCGUGCCAAAAUCUAAUAUUACCUCUAUAUGCUAACAAUGUACUGCGAGAUGUAUUUUAUGUUCUAUGCUAAGAUACGGUGCCAAAUAUGUUUUUAUUAAGUUGGGAUUUCUAUGUUGGCAAGCAUGAUGCUUUUUUUUAUACGAUGCAUGGGGCCAUUACUACUAGAAGUAACUCAUUUAAACCCAUAAAUUGGUCCUCAUAUGACAGAAGUUUCUGAAUGUACGCAUUAAUUCUGCAGUUUUUCUUAUUUUGAAACUUUCCUUGUCUGUCAAUGCAAAAGACUGGAACCAACUUUAUUUGUGCACUUUGUAUCACUUGUCAGCAGGGUAUAUACAUAUUUUGUUGAUUAUGUACCUUGAAAUCAGAGCCAUUGAUAUAUCAUAUAUAUUAGCGAAGCACAAUAUUAUUGGCAUGAUACCGAUAUCGGCCGAUAUAUUAACUUACAUUAUUGACUACCUAUUGGAUACCAACAAUUCUAUGAAUAUAACCCACUUUCUACUUUUUUGGUAAGGAUUACGCCUGCACCAGCGAGUCACCUGAUGCAGGGGUGUCACACAGAUGCUAAAAUAAAUGAAUUGUUUAGUUUUUUUUUACUAAAGAAACAGCCAAACGGUUAUUUUUAAUAAAUGCACUGGACAUGAGGGAACAAACCACAUAGUAAGUAGGUAAGGAAUGAAAUAUCACUAUCUGUUGUCGGCCAGUAUCAGCCAAAAUUUCAAUAUUGUGCAUCCCUAAUAAAUAUAUAUAUUUAUUCAAUAUGUUGAUGAUUGUUGUACCAUGCUAAAACAGCUCUUAAUGUCUGUAAUAAAGUUUGUUGGGUUUUGAUGUCUGAGCGUUUUUUUU